This is a messenger RNA of Trichoderma aggressivum f. europaeum, 900 nucleotides long. RefSeq lists its product as uncharacterized. Gene Ontology annotation, molecular function: hydrolase activity. The record is from RefSeq and is a predicted model, not a curated record. Bases 1 to 900 code for a protein of 299 amino acids. Lineage: Eukaryota; Fungi; Ascomycota; Sordariomycetes; Hypocreales; Hypocreaceae. The transcript is spliced from 4 exons.
AUGGUUAUAACUAAGAAAGAGGGCGAGUAUGUUCCUGUAGACCCUAACUUUAGGCCUCUACCGAAGUUCGGCCAUUUCAGCGAGUCUGAUCAAGAGUACGCAAAUCUCAGGCCGAUGCUGAAUAGCAUGAUGGAGGGCUUGUGGCCGCCUGAGACGUCUUUGGAAGAUUUUCGCAAAGCCUGGCUCAACAACCCACCGACGCCUGAAGAAUGCCCUAUAGAGGCCAAGGACGUCCUUACUGAGACACGGAUGAUCGCAACUCGCGACGGUGCCGAGAUCGAGAUUAAGUUGUAUGUGGCUAAAAACAAGCGUCCUGGAUCUGCAAUGGUGUUGCGCUACCACGGCGGAGGGUGGGUUGUUGGUGGGCAUUGUACUGAACAUUCCGAAAAUCUCAUGAUUGCCGGUUGGACAAAUUCAGUUGUGGUCAGUGUUGAUUAUAGACAGGCCCUCGAGCACAGAUUUCCGUAUGCAGCUAACGACUGCUUUGAUGCACUGAAAUGGUGCAGCAAAAAUGCUACUUCUCUCGGGGGCGAUGCAUCGAAAAUUAUCCUCAACGGAAGUAGUGCUGGUGGAAACCUAGCUAGUGUUGUGGCCAUCAUGGCCCGAGACGAAGGAUUCCAGGGUAUCAUAGCGCAAAUUCUUACGUUCCCGGUAACGUGCCAUCCCAAAUUCUUUCCCACAGAGGCGUAUGAAAUGGGUAGUUAUCAGCAAAAUUCCAAGGACAGCGUUGUUACUGCCGCGCGGAUGGAAUGGUUUUGGGAUGCGUACAUGCCGGAGCCGACAGCCGACUGGCGCUCCUCGCCGUUACUUGCACAGUCCCUGAAACAGUUGCCACCAACGUGUAAGUCACUGAUCAUUCAGUCCUAUUUUGAAGAUUCUGGGCUGGAGAAUUAUCUUUAG